Molecule: messenger RNA, 1066 nt
Organism: Macadamia integrifolia
Lineage: Eukaryota; Viridiplantae; Streptophyta; Magnoliopsida; Proteales; Proteaceae
Product: myb-related protein 315-like
Exons: 3
Coding region: 59-904 (281 amino acids)
Source: RefSeq, a predicted model, not a curated record
UCUCUGCAUCCUCUCUCUCUCUCUCUCUCUCUCUCAAAAGAGUUUUGUAGCAGGAUAUAUGGGGAGAAAACCUUGCUGUGAGAAGGUUGGGUUGAAGAGAGGCCCAUGGACAAUUGAUGAAGAUAACAAGUUAAUGAACUUCAUCCUCAACAAUGGCAUACAUUGCUGGCGGCUAGUUCCCACGCUUGCAGGUCUGAUGAGAUGUGGGAAGAGCUGCAGACUACGAUGGAUUAACUAUCUAAGACCAGAUCUUAAGAGAGGAGCAUUUUCAGAGGUGGAAGAGGAUCAACUUAUCCAACUUCAUGCACGUCUGGGUAACAGAUGGUCGAGAAUCGCUGCACAUUUCCCCGGCCGUACAGAUAAUGAAAUCAAGAACCACUGGAACACUCGAAUCAAGAAGAAGCUCAAGCUCCUUGGUUUAGAUCCUUCAACUCACAAGCCAAUAACCCAAUACCCCAAAAGUUUUGACAUGGAAGCUGAACCAAUUGCAGAGUCUAGUUGUUCAUUGAGAGAGCAAGAGAAUAAUUUCAAUGUUGUGACAUUUGAUAAACAACAACAACAAAUAGAAGAGACUCUGGGGCUUCAGAAGAAACAAGAUCAAGACUUUCAUGAACUGCACUCAAAUGAAAGUAGAGUAAAUCUUUCUCAUGGUUAUGAAGUGUUGUGGGAGACCAUGGAUGUGGGAUCAGAGCUAUACCCAACAAUUACUAAUCCCUCUAAGUCUAAUGGUUAUAGCCUUUCAUUUUCUUUAGAUGUUUCACUUAAUCAAUCCAUGGAUGAACCCUCAUCCUUACAAGAAAAUUCUAGGCAACGUUGGGUUGAUAAUGUGGAUUCUGUGCUUCCAUGGGAUGGAUUCCUUACUAUAGAGGACAUUUUGUCUUUUGGGAAAUUACCAGUAAAUUAAGCUAUGUAUCAGUCUCUGUACCACUAAGGUUCUUAAGGUUUCAUUGAUGAUUAAUCUUAAACCAAUUGGAGGGAAUGGAAAGAAAGAAUUGUACACAUUAAAUUUCAAUGUUUGUACUAUUGUGGUGUGCCAUUGAGACAGUAAAUUAUUGGCUUAUUCUUU